AUGGGAGUGAUAAAAGAAGGGAAAGUGAGUGGAUUGAUACCAAGCAAUGAGGGUUUUGCAGUUCAUUAUCCUGGCUAUCCUUCUUCAACAUCUCGAGCUAUCCAAACUCUUGGAGGGACUGAAUCAAUUCUCAAGGCUCGUAGUUCACAAUCUAAUAAGUUGGAACUGUAUUUUCGCCCUGAGGAUCCAUACUCACAUCCUGUGUCAGGAGAGCUUCGCUCUUGUCAUAAUAUGCGUGCUUUUCAUCAGAUGCAAGCUUUUUCUUGA
Messenger RNA from Dovyalis caffra, 267 nucleotides. The record is from the annotation of a GenBank genome assembly. Lineage: Eukaryota; Viridiplantae; Streptophyta; Magnoliopsida; Malpighiales; Salicaceae.